AUGCCUCGUUCCUCCCCACCAGCACCCCUACCCCACCGCAUCUCUACCCAUCUCCCUCCCACUCUCUUCCACUCGCAUCUUAUUGCCCCCCACCCACCCCUUUCCUCGCAUCAUCUGCCGCACCAUCCCCCAUCCCUCUCUCCAUCUCGUCCGCCCACCUCCCCACCGCCCCCUAUCGCCCUCUCCACCUCCUCCCCCAUCCAAAGUCAUCUCCUCAGCCCCUUCCUCCCCUGCCCCCCAUCGUCUCCCCAAUCCCACCCCCUCCUCCGUCAUCUCUCGCCUGGAGCCUCCCAGCGAGCCUCUGACUGUGCGCUGUCCUCCCCCCCCGCUACUGCCUGCUUCCCAGCUUUAGCGGCUCCCCCUGCCGCCCCCCGUGGUGCCGUUGCCGCUGCGCCUGCUGUGACAGUGGGUGGGGCGUGUGCCCUCGUGCUCGCCUCGUUCACCUGCUUUGUGCUUUGGAAUGGGGCAUGGGUGGCGUGGGAUCAUCGGGACAUGGGGGCGUGCUCACCUGCUCCCCUCCUCUCUCCCCAGCUGCUUCCCUCUCUCCUCAGCUGCUCCCCUCCCCUCUCCUCAGCUGCUACCCUCCCCUCUCCUCAGCUGCUCCCCUCCCCUCUCCUCACCUGCUUCCCUCCUCUCUCCUCACCAGCUUCCCUCCUCUCUCCUCACCUGCUCCUCUCCUCUCUCCUCACCUGCUCCUCUCCUCUCUCCUCACCUGCUCCUAUCCUCUUUCCUCACCUGCUCCUCUCCUCUCUCCUCACCUGCUCUCCUCCUCUCUCCUCACCUGCUCCUAUCCUCUCUCCUCACCUGCUCCUCUCCUCUCUCCUCACCUGCUCUCCUCCUCUCUCCUCACAUGCUCCUAUCCUCUGUCCUCACAUGCUCCCCUCUCUCUCCUCACCUGCUCCUCUCAUCUCUCCUGACGUGCUGCUCUCCUCUCCCCUCACCUGCUCCUAUCCUCUCUCCUCACCUGCUCCUAUCCUCUCUCCUCACAUGCUCCUCUCCUCUCUCCUCACCUGCUCCCCUCCUCUCUCCUCACAUGCUCCUCUCCUCUCCCCUCACCUGCUCCUAUCCUCUCUCCUCACCUGCUCCUAUCCUCUCUCCUCACAUGCUCCUCUCCUCUCUCCUCACCUGCUCCCCUCCUCUCUCCUCACAUGCUCCCCUCCUCUCUCCUCGCCUGUUCGGCCCUCUCUCCUCACCUAUUCGGCCCUCUCUCCUCACCUGUUCGGCCCUCUCUCCUCACCUGCUCGGCCCUCUCUCCUCACCUGCUCGGCCCUCUGUCUUCACAUACUCGCCCCAUUCUACUCACCUUUUCUCCUCCUCUCUCCUCACAUGCUCGGCCAAAUCUUUUCACCUUUCCUCCUCCUCGCCUCUUCUCACCUGCUCGCCCUCUCUCCUCACCUUCUCGGCCCUCUUCCCUCACCUGCUCGCUCUCCUUCAAAGGAGAGAGGCGUCAAAUUGGCGGCGGGAGCCAUCGUAGGAGUGCCUCUGAGUGCCAAAACUCCCAAAUUCGCUGCUCUGGCGGCUCAAUCUCACGAGUGCCUCGGAGAUGGGAUCGCUCAAUGCCCGGGGGCGGAUCGAAUCGUCUCUUGCCGCGAAAUUUGCGUUCAGCUAAAGGUGGAAAUGAUGAUACGGGGUUAUCGCUGUGCUGCUGCUGCUGCUGCUGCUGCUGCUGCACCCGCUGCUGCUGCUGCUGCUGCUGCUGCUGCUGCGCCUGCUGCUGCUGCUGCUGCGCUUGUUGCUGCUGCUGGGCUGACAUCACAAAGUAGUGGCCCUUGGUUUGGUCCAAAAUUGGUCUAUUAUUGGGGUAAUACUGGCACCUACGACCAAAAUUUGUCCAAUUUUUGGACCUACAUUUUAGACCAAUAUUAG
Messenger RNA from Closterium sp. Yama58-4, 1866 nucleotides. The record is from the annotation of a GenBank genome assembly. NCBI's taxonomy places the organism in Eukaryota, Viridiplantae, Streptophyta, Zygnematophyceae, Desmidiales, Closteriaceae.